Messenger RNA from Humulus lupulus (European hop), 1422 nucleotides. RefSeq lists its product as uncharacterized. The coding region runs from base 1 to 1422 and encodes 473 amino acids. NCBI's taxonomy places the organism in Eukaryota, Viridiplantae, Streptophyta, Magnoliopsida, Rosales, Cannabaceae. The transcript has a single exon. The record is from RefSeq and is a predicted model, not a curated record.
AUGGAAGAUGAUUCUACUAGUGAUGCUUGGGAAAGAUUCAAGGAGCUAUUGAGGAAGUGUCCUCACCAUGGUAUCCCACAUUGCAUACAAAUGGAGACAUUUUACAAUGGUCUCAAUGCAGCCUCUCGAAUGGUAUUGGAUGCUUCAGCCAAUGGAGCCAUUCUUUCCAAGACUUAUAACGAAGCAUUUGAGAUUUUGGAAAGAAUAGCAAGCAACAACUACCAAUGGUCAAAUACUAGAGCCCCUACAAGCCGGAAAAUAGCAGGUGUUCUUGAAGUAGAUGCUCUAACAGCUCAAAUGGCCUCAAUGACUAACAUCUUGAAGAAUAUGAGUUUGGGAGGAAAUAUUCAGCCAGCUGCUACCAUUCAAAGUGCAGAAGUAUCAUGUGUGUAUUGUGGGGACGGGCAUACUUUUGAGAAUUGCCCUUCAAAUCCAGCCUCAGUUUGUUAUGUGGGAAAUCAGAAUUUCAACCGCAACAACAACCCAUAUUCUAGCACUUACAAUCCAGCGUGGAAGAAUCAUCCUAAUCUGUCAUGGGGGGGUCAAGGAGCAAGUUCAAGCACAGCACCAGCACAAGGAAGACAAGCAUAUCCACCAGGUUUUUCACAACAGCCGAGACCUUCACAACAUGUUCAAAACACCCAGCCGAAUUCUUUGGAGAAUCUAAUGAGGGAGUAUAUGGCUAAGAACGAUGCAGUAAUACAAAGCCAAGCAGCUUCUCUUCGUAAUCUUGAGACACAGCUCGGCCAACUAGCCAAUGAAAUGAAAACUAGGCCACAAGGAUCUUUGCCUAGUGAUACAGAAAACCCAAGGAGAGAUGGGAAAGAACACUGUAAAGCUAUUCAGCUGCGGAAUGGUAAAAAUCUGGGAAAUUCUGAGGAAAUACAUGGUAGUGGAGAGCCCACUUCAAUCCAAAGCGAAGGAGAAACAAGUAAGAAAAAUGCCCAGGAAAUUGCUGAAACUGGCCCAGUUGCUACAGCAAAGGGUCAGCAAACUGCUCCAGUAAAUUCUGGUUCUAAACCGCCCCUUCCAUUUCCGCAGCGAUUUCGCAAACAACAACAGGAUGGUCAGUUCAGAAAGUUUUUGGAUGUACUGAAACAGUUGCACAUUAAUAUCCCAUUGGUCGAAGCAUUGGAACAAAUGCUGAAUUAUGUCAAGUUCUUAAAGGAUAUUUUGACAAAGAAAAGGCGAUUGAGGGAGUUUGAGACUGUGGCUCUCACGGAAGGAUGUAGCGCGAUGUUGAAAAGUAAAAUACCCCCCAAAUUAAAAGAUCCUGGCAGUUUCACGAUUCCGUGUUCUAUUGGAGGUAGAGAUGUUGGAAGAGCAUUAUGCGAUUUGGGCGCUAGCAUCAACCUUAUGCCUAUGUCAAUCUUCAAAAAGUUGGGUAUUGGUGAAGCACGACCCACUACUGUUACAUUAUAG